AUGGCUCCUUUCCAUUCUCUCGAGGUCCUCUUUGCCGCCUGUGAGCUGGGAGUGUUUGACCUGCUCGCCGAGGCCCCGGAGCCCCUGGGCUCGGCUGCAGUGGCCGCACGUCUGGGCGCCAGCGCCCGGGGGACACAGCUGCUGCUGGACGCCUGUGUGUCCCUGAAGCUGCUUGAGGCAGAAACGAGAGGAGGACAAGCGCUCUAUGAAAACACGGAGCUGGCCAGCACCUACCUGGCCAGGAGCAGCCCCAAGUCCCAGCACCACAUGCUGCUGUACCUGGGCAGGACAACUUACCUGUGCUGGGGCCACCUGGCCCAGGCCGUGAGAGAAGGGAAGAACCAGUAUCUGAAGGCAUUUGGGGUUCCCUCGGAAGAGCUCUUCACAGCCAUCUACAGGUCGGAGGGCGAGCGGCUGCAGUUCAUGCGAGGCCUGCAGGCCGUGUGGAGUGUCCACGGCCGGCGCGUGAUGGCCGCCUUUGACCUGUCCCCGUUCCCUGUCGUCUGCGACCUCGGCGGCUGUGCGGGGGCUCUGGCCAAGGAGUGUGUUUCUCUGUACCCUGCAUGUCACGUCACCAUUUUCGACAUCCCGGAGGUGGUACGAACGGCAAGGAAGCACUUCCUGUUCGGGGAGGAAGAGCCGAUUAGCUUCCGUGAAGGGGAUUUCUUUAGAGACCCCCUUCCGGAGGCAGAUCUGUACAUCCUGGCCAGGGUCCUGCACGACUGGGCCGAUGACAAGUGUGCUCAGCUGCUGGCGCGAAUCGGGCACGUCUGCAAGCCAGGUGGUGGCGUGCUGGUCAUCGAAAGCCUCCUGGACGCGGACGGCCGGGGCCCUCUGACCACGCAGCUGUACUCGCUGAACAUGCUGACGCAGACGGAGGGCCAGGAACGGACGCCCGCCCAGUACUGUGCCCUGUUGGCCUCCGCCGGCUUCCCGGACGUCCAGUGCAAGAGGACUGGUGGCCCUUACGAUGCCAUCCUGGCCAGGAAGUGACGCCCCUCGCGGAGCAGCUGCGAGCUCAAACGUCGUGCUGAAGACGGGGUCUCGGUUACGCCUGUGGCGUUUGUGGCUCGCCUGGCGAGUGACGGGGUCUCUGGGGACGGCUGGUGGCUGCCUUGUUCUGUUUCGUUUAUUUUGUUUCAUUUCCUUCUCCUCCACUUCAUUGUAUCGUAUCCUAUUCUAUUCUAUUCUAUCCACCACACGUGGAUCAGGACGGGACGUCUCUGCGGCCUGCACUUCCUGAGAUGACCACCUUUGUCACUGCUCCGUUGUCCCCUGCCCAGUCUGUCCCCCCCAGUCUGUCCGACCCCAUGUUUGGAUAUGUGGGGACGGUCCCUGUGGCAUCCCCGACACCUACAUUGCUGACAAGGGGGCCCGCUUGUGUCAGUCGUUGGUCCAGGGAGAUGCAUGCGCCCCUCACCCCAACAUCACCAGGGAGGCGGACAACUGGACCCGCCCUUGUAUUUUGGGGUUUUCCAGCAUUUAUUUCUUCCUUUAGUCACUCCAGGAGUCAGGGCAAGAUGUUUUGUGGUUUUUUGUUUUUUUACACAAAUUUGAAUUGUCUGAUUCUUGCCUUUAGGAUGAAAUGGCAAUUGCUUAUGCAUGUAUUGAUUUUAUUAAGAUGUGAUUGACAUAUAACAUUCUGUUAGCUUUAGGUGUACAACAUAAUAAUUCGAUAUUUGCGUGUAUUGUGAAUUGAUCACCGAAAGUCUAGUUAACAUCCAACACACACAUAGUUACAGUUUAGUUUUUUUCUUGCGAUGAGAACGUUUAAGGUUCGUUUUGUUAGCACGUUUCAGAUACGCAAUACAGUAGUUUUAACCAGCAUUACCACUCUGCCUGUUCCAUAGAAUACCCACAAUGCUUAUUUAUUUUACAACUGGAAGUUCGUACCGUUUGAUCUGCUUCACCCCUUUUGCCCCCCCCUCCCCGUUACCCCCAACUGCUGGCAACCACUCAUCUGCUCCCUGUAUCUGCGAAUUUGGUUUUUGUUUUUCCAGCUUCCACACAUACGUGAGGUCACAUGGUAUUAGCCAUUCUCUGUCUGAUUUCUUUCACUUAGCAUGAAAAUGUGCUUAUUUCUUUUAUUGCGGCAAAAUAAACCU
Hipposideros armiger (great roundleaf bat) is the source of this 2105-nucleotide messenger RNA. It is a transcript of the gene ASMT, whose product is annotated as acetylserotonin O-methyltransferase. Lineage: Eukaryota; Metazoa; Chordata; Mammalia; Chiroptera; Hipposideridae. Gene Ontology annotation, molecular function: protein dimerization activity; O-methyltransferase activity. Bases 1 to 993 code for a protein of 330 amino acids. The transcript is spliced from 7 exons. The record is from RefSeq and is a predicted model, not a curated record.